This is a messenger RNA of Octopus bimaculoides (California two-spot octopus), 893 nucleotides long. RefSeq names its product sentrin-specific protease 8. Gene Ontology annotation, molecular function: cysteine-type peptidase activity; deNEDDylase activity. Lineage: Eukaryota; Metazoa; Mollusca; Cephalopoda; Octopoda; Octopodidae. Gene Ontology annotation, biological process: proteolysis; protein deneddylation. The record is from RefSeq and is a predicted model, not a curated record.
AGAGGUGAUGUAACAUUUCAUUCAAUGUUGAAUGAAGUACCCCGUUAGUUGAACUAUGGCUGGGGAAACAGAUAUUGUGUUAAACUAUCAUAACAGUCUGUUACGGGUAUCUGAUUACGAGUUACUGGAUCCUCCCAAUUGGAUCAAUGAUAAAAUCAUUGAGUUUUGUUUCGAGUAUUUUGAACGUGAGCAAUAUCGAUACUGUGCAGACCUCCUUGCUUUCAUCAGUCCAUCUGUCAUUCAAGCUAUAAAGUUUUAUCCACAACAUGAAAUGGGAAUUUUUCUAGAUCCCCUGAAUUUGACGUCAAAGCAGUAUGUUUUUAUGGCUGUCAAUGACAACAUGGCUGCUUAUCAAUAUGGUGGAUCACAUUGGAGUUUGUUAAUGUAUAAUGGACUCAGAAAUGCAUUCUAUCAUUAUGAUUCUAUGUCUCCGUCAAAUAUGUCUAUUGCUGAAGAUUUAUGUCAAAAAAUACAGACUAAUAUGAAUGCUGACAAAAAGGCCACAUUUAAAGAAAUGGAUUGUCCACAACAAGAAAACGGUUAUGACUGUGGAAUCCAUGUGAUAGCAACAUGUGAACAUCUGGUUCGUCAGAAUAUCGAAGCUUACUCUGUUCCUCUUGAGUGUAGUAUAUCCACUAAACAAAUACGGAAAAAACGACAAGAAAUCAAAGAUCUGAUCUGCUCAUUGAAAAAAUGUUCUUAGUUUACAAAGCAUUUAAUUUGGACUUUUCGUUUUGAAUCUCUUUGAUUUCAUUGAUCAUACUCUUUUGCUGAUAUUUCAAAGACUUCGUCAAAGAUAUUCAAUCAUUCAAUAUUGUGGGAUUUAGAAGGAUAAAUCCACACGAGAAAACAAAAUGAUGUAAUUCUGAAGGAUUACUUAUCAAAUUAUCACA